Trichoderma virens Gv29-8 is the source of this 2055-nucleotide messenger RNA. RefSeq lists its product as uncharacterized. Gene Ontology annotation, biological process: transmembrane transport. The transcript has a single exon. The annotation marks the transcript as partial. Lineage: Eukaryota; Fungi; Ascomycota; Sordariomycetes; Hypocreales; Hypocreaceae. The record is from RefSeq and is a predicted model, not a curated record. Gene Ontology annotation, molecular function: transmembrane transporter activity.
CGCAAGAGAUUUGUCGCUACCGUGGCUUGUAUCAGCACUGCCUUGAUCGGCAUCAUUUUGGGCAUUUACGCUGGUUUGGUUCCCUCAAUUCAGUACUACAUCAUCGACCAGUCUCAUGCCACAGUCCACGGCAACACUGGUUGCUUCCUGGGAUUGGCCAUUCCAACCUUUUUCUUGUGGCCACUUCCCUUGCUACAUGGGAGAAAGCCAUACAUCAUGACGAGCCUCGUCCUCGCCAUGCCUCUUCUGUUCCCUCAAGCUCUCGCAGUGAAUACCCAGAGGCUGACCAACACAGGGACAUGGAGAGCCAUGCUUCUCGCAUCGAGAACGCUUAUGGGAGGCUCACUUGGGUUUGCCAGUAUGAAUUUCCACUCUAUACUGAUGGAUUUAUUCGGCGCUUCGCUCAUGAGCACAAAUCCCCAUCAGGAAGUCGUUGACCACUACGAUGCAAGGCGGCAUGGCGGCGGCAUGGGAGUCUGGCUGGGGAUUUGGACGUGGUGUUGGAUUGGAUCUCUCGGCAUCGGCUUUUUUGUUGGGGCCUGCGUCAUCGACAAAUAUCCACCAACGUGGGGAUUUUAUAUCAGCAUCAUCAUAAUUGCUGUUGUACUCAUCCUCAAUGUCCUCUGCCCUGAGGUCCGCCGAUCUGCUUUCAGACGAUCGGUAGCGGAAGUGAGAACUGGUGGUGAUAUUUCACGCCGCGUAGCCCGGGGCGAGAUCAUGAUGCACAGGGUCAAAACUGGUCCCAAGUGGUGGGGGCAAGAGGUUUAUCAUGGCAUUCUCCUAACUCUAGAAAUGCUUCGCCAACCUGGCUUCCUGAUCCUAGCAAUCUACUCAGCAUGGAUCUACGCACAAGUGGUCUUGACCAUUGUAUUGCUGGGAUCGUUGACGUCCAAAUUUUACAAACUCCGAUCACCCAACGUGGGUUUGCUCGUUGGCAGCGUCGCUCUUGGAGCCAUACUGGCUAUUCCUUUUCAAAAGGCCAGUUUCUUUUCAAGAUCUCGCCAAGCACAGCUCAACACAAACAAGGCAACAAUGGAAAAGAAAAUUGCGUGGUCAUCCCACCUUGUUCGGCGCACCAUCUUUACCAUUUUACUGCCGCUAGCAGGAGUUUGCUAUGCGUCAGUAUCUUCCGGGCCCCCAAUGCAUGUUGGAGUACCAACAGUUUUUGCCUUUUGCAUAGGACUCUUGUCAUGUCUCGCUAUUGCAGAAUGCAAUGGCCUGGUGAUGGAGUGUUUUGACACUUCUGAUCUUUCUCCUGGAAUGACAGGACGUCAACGCAGCAAGUCGGGCAAGUCUGAAAAGCGAACAAACUACUCUUCUUUCCCAAGAGUGACUGCUGGUUUUGCGGCUAUUCAUACUCUGGCAUUCAUCUUUGCUGCGGGUGCCACUGCCCUUGGUGGUCUGGUCACCAGGACACUAGGUCAGCAAGUAGCUACCGGAGUCGUGGCAGGCAUCCUGUUCAUUCUCACCGUCAUGUUACUGUUAAUAUUGGCUCGGUUUACAAAUGUGCAAAUUAUACCAAAUUCAAAGAUGGAGGAGAUGGACCGACUAAUCGAGGCCCGCCGGAGAUCUACCAUACGGCGUGCCUCUAUGCCCGACGACCACCAAGCGGUGGUAGAGGAGGAAAAGGCAUGGAGACCUGCUAUGCUUGGAAACCCUAUUGGCAAAAUGCGAAGAAUGAAUGUCUUUGAGCUUGGAAGCAAAUCACGGUGGCAAGAGAUCCGCAAGAAAAAUAAGUUGGUUGACGAAAAUGCUCAUCUAAAUCAAGCAGCAUGGAAUCAGGGGCUAGAGGCACUGGAUGACAAACUAAGCGAUAUCCAGAGUGAUGUGGAAGACUUUUUCGGGCUGGGGAGCGUAAAGAAGCGAAGCUCGAGACGUUUGCGCCCUUCGGAUGAAACCAGCGACUCAGCACAGGACAUUGAGAUGACAGGUUUAGGAAAUCAGGCAUCUGGAUCAAGGCCAUCCCUAAAGCGCUUCGUGGAGAGAGAGUGCGUCAUGAGUCAAACGGUGGCAGAAGAGAAUGAAGGGUUGGACGAUCAUCGAAGAAACCGUUGA